Oreochromis aureus is the source of this 1754-nucleotide messenger RNA. RefSeq names its product prolyl-tRNA synthetase 2, mitochondrial (gene pars2). Gene Ontology annotation, cellular component: cytoplasm; mitochondrion. Lineage: Eukaryota; Metazoa; Chordata; Actinopteri; Cichliformes; Cichlidae. Bases 182 to 1633 code for a protein of 483 amino acids. Gene Ontology annotation, biological process: prolyl-tRNA aminoacylation. The record is from RefSeq and is a predicted model, not a curated record. The transcript is spliced from 4 exons. Gene Ontology annotation, molecular function: ATP binding; proline-tRNA ligase activity.
AGUGGCCUGUCGACAUGUAGCUGAGGAAGAAACGCAGCAUGUUGUAGUGUAGCAGGACCUUCAGUGUUUUUGCGAACUUAGUAAAAAAAAAAAAUGUGGCUCUUCCUUCAUUUAGUUAUAUAAUUUACACAGGACAGUCAGACACUGGUUAUCGGUCUCAAGCAGCACAUCCUUAUGUACCAUGGAGCCUGUAAUGCUUCAGCUUUGGCAGAGAGCCUUUCGCCGCCUCCACAGGACCCUGAUCCUUCCGAAGAGGUUCGACUCAGGCUGUGCUGAGCAGGCAGCCGUCCCUGCUUCCGCGCCCUCCUGUGGUAGAAAGCCCGUACUUCUGGUGUCUCGUCUCUACCAGCCUUCGAACUUACGUGAUGUGACGCAGGACAGCCGGUUGCCAGGGGAGAUGAGCUGCAAGAGCCAGAGGCUCAUGCAGCAGGCUGGGCUUAUUCAUCCAUCCAGCCCAGGGUGCUACUACUACCUUCCUGCCACCAUCCGCUCCAUGGAGAAGCUGGUGAGAAUGAUUGACCAGGAGAUGCAGGGGAUUGGAGGGCAGAAGCUGGACAUGCCCAGUUUGUGCUCGGCCGACCUCUGGAAAACCAGUGAGCGCUGGGAUUUGAUGGGAAAGGAGCUGUUCCGCCUGAAAGACCGGCACGGCGCUGACUACUGCCUGGGUCCCACUCACGAGGAAGCAGUGACGACUCUCAUUGCUCACCAGGCGACUCUCUCCUACAGACAGCUCCCACUGCUUCUUUACCAAAUCACCCGCAAAUUCAGAGACGAGCCAAAGCCGAAGUUUGGUCUUCUCCGAGGGAGGGAGUUUUACAUGAAGGACAUGUACUCCUUUGACGUGAGCGAAGAAGCCGCUCAUCAGACGUACGAGUCUGUUUGCCAAGCGUAUACUCGGCUCUUCGCCAGGUUGGGUCUGCGUUGCGUUCAGGUGCAGGCGGACACGGGAAACAUCGGCGGUAAACUGUCCCAUGAGUUCCAGCUGCCGGCGGACAUCGGCGAGGAUCGGCUUCUGGUCUGUGGGAGCUGCUCCUUCUCCGCCAAUGUGGAGACCAUGUCAUCAGACCAGUCCAACUGUCCACAGUGUAAAACUGGGAAACUGGUAGAGUCAAAGGGUAUAGAAGUAGGCCACACGUUUUACCUGGGUAAGAAGUACUCUCACAUAUUCAAAGCCACCUUCAGCAAUGCCCAGAACAAGCCGGCUGUCGCUGAGAUGGGCUGCUACGGCCUCGGGGUUACGCGAAUUCUGGCGGCAGCCGUCGAGGUGAUGUCAACGGAAGAGGGGAUCCGCUGGCCGGGUCUUAUCGCACCUUAUCAGGUUUGCGUUUUACCCCCUAAGAAGGGCAGUAAGGUGGAUGAGGCAACACUCCUAGCUGAGGAACUGGUCCAAGCUUUGGGAGAAACUCUGCCACAGCUGAGAGGUGAAGUUGUUUUGGAUGACCGCACACAGAUGACAAUCGGAAAGAGGCUGAAGGACGCCAGCAAACUGGGUUAUCCAUAUGUUAUUGUAGUAGGACAGGGAGCUCUGGAGGAAACACCCAGGUUUGAGGUGAUCUGUCAGCAGACAGGUGAGACAGUGUUCCUCAGUAGAGAUGGACUGUUAGAUCUACUGGGAAGAGUGGAAACUGUAUGAGUAACAAGUUUGAAUGUUAGAAUAAAUGUUUCAGUUUGUGGGUGUGAGGUGGUGGGCAUAGAUUAUUCCAUGUUUUCCAAAGCCUUUAUCUACACAUUGAAUAAAUGUUUUUUAAACAAUA